UUGCCUCUUACAUUUAUCAGUAUUAGAAAAAAGAGACACUUAUUUAAAUAAAUGCAUCAUAUGCUCAUCACAGAUUUUAUUUUUGAUAUCUCACCGAUGUUUCUUGCAUAUGUUUAUCUUUAAGUUGACCGGUGUUUCCAGGCGCUUUAAAUAUGCAGUCAAAACCAAAAGUGAAAACAACCCACCACGAUGGUUUUGCAACUGUACAACUUGAAACCAUGUUAUUUAAUUUUCAUAUCGCAAAAUGUCUUUCAGCACUUAAAAUGACUGAAAACUAAUUUUGUCACAUAGCCUCACUUUAACUCACUGGUUGUGAAAUGACACGCGCGAGACUCUUGUAAUGACAUGUUUGAUGAAAAAAAAAAACAAAAAAAAAAAAAACAACACUUUCUCUGUGCAAAUGUACACAACUAGAGGACAAGGAAAAAAGUUUUAUAAUUUUAUAGUUGAUUUGUACGUCCGGUUUGCUUGUAUUUUCUGGAAAUGUAUUAAAUGUAGAACUUUUAUACAAAAUGAUGUACACAGAUUACUGGUCCGUCUUCACUUUGGGUUGAAGUGUUUUUAAUUACAAUAUAAACUAGCUUGAUAUUGCACUGUGCAAUCGUACAGGUUGCUGUUGAAUAAGGGGAAAUGUAGGACAUUUAUUAUUUAAAUACAUAUAGAUACACCUAAUGUGAUUUUGGACCAAAACCUAUAAAAUAAAAUGGGUUUUCUUGCCAUUGUCAAUGCGUUAAGUUGUUAUUGAAAUGUACACUUAUUUGCAUAGGCUAAUUUAAGGACAGUGUUUUUUCAUGUUGCGUGUAGAAUUAUUUCCAUUUUCUUUCUUGUUUAACAGGUUUGGUCCACUAUAAUUUCCAUUUCACGAAAAACCUGACUUUGCCUUACAACAGUCACCGUGAAUUUUCAAAGUAAGACAUGUUCCUGGAUCAACAUUAUUGUCCAAAAAUAUAGACCUAACUCAAUUCCUACCACUAAACCUAACCCUACUCAUAAUUUAUUCCUAAAAUCAGUGGGAAAUGAUAGCUGAUUAACAAGGGUGUAGAAGCACCUAACCCUGAUUGUAAGCCUAAAACAGAUAUUUCCUGAAAAGUUAUAUCUCAAUUCUGAUUGGCUGAUAUACAAAACAUGGAUGUUGAUCCAGGCACGUGGUGUACUUGGUGAAAUCACACUCUCCGCCUUACAAAAGAAGGUGUACAAGCCUCAUCAAAGUGACCACAUUACACUGGUGAAGAUGUCGUUACCAGAGCAAAUGGCGAACAACCUGGAAAAACAGCUCGGAAAAACUCCAAGAUUUGGCACGUUGCCAUUUACUGUUGUAUUGAUCGGACUGGAAUUGUUAAUGGAUCGGGAAUUUUCGUGCCCAUGUACCCCAGGCCUUAACGCAGUACUGAUCAGCUUCAUCCUUCUUGGACCAGCUCUUCUGGCUUUGACUGUGAUGAUGUUCAUGAGAAGGCCUUGCAGACGAAAAUCGAAGAAUGUCCCAGAGAUUUUUUUAUUUACUCUGAUUCCGCCUUCAUUGUGGAUGUUUCUGUUGCUGUUUGAGGGUGAAUAUGUUGCAUGUGGCAUGGCACACUGGGAAGGAGAUUACAUCUUGGAUGAAAAGCUCCAGAUUAAAUGGUGCAAACCCACUGGAACGAAUGACACUGAAGUGAAAGGAACAGAACUGCUAGACCUGACUGAAAAAAUCACUUUCUACUCGAGGCUUUCAGCUUUAGCUCUACUGUCAGUCCUCUGCAUUUCCAUCCUGACUGCCAUCAUUUACAGAGACUGUAAGAACAGAACUUUGGAGAAACUGGAUAAACGGGAUGAACCAACACAGCAAACAUCUCUCAGCAGCUCAGAAGCGGAAGUACAGCAUCCAUCUGUCUGAAUACAACGCUAAAGUUAUAAACUGUCAUCAAUGGAGACUUUCACAAGUUAGACUUUCACAAAGGA
This is a messenger RNA of Cyprinus carpio (common carp), 1935 nucleotides long. RefSeq lists its product as uncharacterized. Lineage: Eukaryota; Metazoa; Chordata; Actinopteri; Cypriniformes; Cyprinidae. Gene Ontology annotation, molecular function: monoatomic cation channel activity. The record is from RefSeq and is a predicted model, not a curated record.